UGUCAGCGGUGGAGUGUCCCGUACAUGUAGCCAGCCCCUACUGACAGUCUGACACCGACAGCCGACGUCAAGCGGCAGCGUCGCGUCCCUUCGCUUCUCUCUACUCAAAGAACCUGCGCGAGCUCCAUACUACUCUUGCCUCUAUCCACAGCGUGUUCAUUCCAACACAAGAACAACACACACGACGCGCACUCGCACCAGCCAGCCACGGAGGAAGAAAGGCGCACUCCAGAGAUGACCGAGCGAAGGCAGGAACACUCGCCGCCGUCCAAGCUCCCCCGCCUCUCCGGCCCCGACGCCGACGACAACGACGGCGCAGGGACGGUGACCAUGGCGGCGCCGUCGCCGCUGGUUCUUGGGCUGGGUCUCGGCGUAGGCGGCAGCAGCAGUGACAGUGGACGAGGCGACGCGGAGGCAUCUGCGGCGACGCGGCCAUCGGCGCUGACGUUCAUGCAGCGGCAGGAGCUGGAGCACCAGGUGCUCAUCUACCGCUACUUCGCCGCCAACGCUCCCGUGCCCGUGCACCUCGUCCUCCCCAUCUGGAAGAGCGUCGCCGCCUCCUCCUCCGCCCCGCAGAGGUUCCCAUCCCUGGCGGGACUGGGGAGCAUGUGCUACGACCACAGGAGCAGCAUGGAGCCGGAGCCGGACCGGUGCCGGCGCACGGACGGCAAAAAGUGGCGGUGCUCGCGCGGCGUGAUGCCGGGGCACAAGUACUGCGAGCGCCACGUCCACCGCGGCCGCGGCCGUGCAAGAAAGCCUGUGGAAGCCGCGCCGGCCACAUCAGCCAUCCCGAUCCGCGCAAUGCACGCCGCCGACGCGCAGGGCGCCACAAGCGCGCACGCGGCGCCACCGCAGCGCCUCGGCUUCUCCUCCCCCGCCGGCGUCUACCUGGCCCACGGCACCGCCCGUGCCACCUGACCUGAUGACGGCAUUUUCUUCAGUUAGCUACAGAUGUUUUGCUUCCUUGUUUGUGCUAAUCUGUAGCGGGAAAUCUCCGAGGAUUAUGCUGUACUGGUGCUGGUAAUUUUUAUUUUCGCCUUGACCACGCCUCGGUGUUCCCGAGUCGUCAAAGUUCGAUGGCAUGCAUAGGGGGGUUCGUGCUGCCCUGUUUACUCUGUCUGUGCAGUGACACUGACAUGUCUGAUGCCGCAGGCGAGUUGUUUUUCA
This is a messenger RNA of Triticum dicoccoides, 1167 nucleotides long. RefSeq names its product growth-regulating factor 12-like. Gene Ontology annotation, cellular component: nucleus. Gene Ontology annotation, molecular function: ATP binding. The transcript is spliced from 3 exons. NCBI's taxonomy places the organism in Eukaryota, Viridiplantae, Streptophyta, Magnoliopsida, Poales, Poaceae. Bases 235 to 918 code for a protein of 227 amino acids. Gene Ontology annotation, biological process: regulation of DNA-templated transcription; developmental process; DNA-templated transcription. The record is from RefSeq and is a predicted model, not a curated record.